Drosophila mojavensis is the source of this 1308-nucleotide messenger RNA. RefSeq lists its product as uncharacterized. Bases 154 to 912 code for a protein of 252 amino acids. Lineage: Eukaryota; Metazoa; Arthropoda; Insecta; Diptera; Drosophilidae. The transcript has a single exon. The record is from RefSeq and is a predicted model, not a curated record.
GUCAAUCAGGUUAUGCUUAAUACUUCAUUUAGCUUUCAAAUUAAAUACACUAUAUUUUUAUCCCAGUGAAACUCAAUAGAAGAUCAAAAUCUGUUGAAAGUUGUACGCUAUUUUAUUCCUUUGCGGUUUAAUCAUUGAAAACAGGACUUUUUUAUGGCUGGGCAAGCUUAUUCUUGGCGCCAGCCACCAUAUCCGGGGGAUCAAAGCGACUCCCAAUGGGUAGAGCCAUGUAUGAUCGUCUUGUGUCAGGAUGGGAAUAUUGAUGAAGCAAUUGUUCCGCUUUUGCAAACGUUGUACGAGCCUAUUGGCAGGAAGCUUAUUGGGGCUGUAUUUGUGCACGAAACGAUGCGGGAAGAGCUGAUCGAGAAGGUGCGUAAUCGGAUGACUGUGAUGCAUCGUCAGGUGAAGGGCCAUGAUUUUUAUGCCAAGGCGCUGCUUCGUGCUGAGUGCCUUAGCGCCGAGCUGAUUGCCAUGAUGAAGCCUGAUGACAUUGGCUUCAAAUACAGUAUGGUGGAGGGUUCGCCGAUUGUCGUAUGCGACUUCAAUCAAAGCUACUUCAGCGUCAAUCAUCCCAGCACUGUGGUUACCCUGCAUACAUUCCGCCACACGCAAGAGCUGAGAGAGUUGGCUGCCAAGGAGAAGCUGCCAUUUGACAGCGCCUCCAUCUGGUGCCCGAAAACGGCAACUGCCUACGAGAUGGCCCUGAUUCUUUCCGUACCAGUUAUUUACAUCAACUGCGCAAGAGUUAGCUUGUUGCCCAUUGCCGAGAAGUACAAGGACCAGGAAGCUCAUUCACUACUCAUGGGCGGCUAUCACUAUGAGGUUUUAAUACAGAAGAACCGCGGCAAGGUCGUUGUCUUUCCGGCACCAGUUCGCUUGUUCACCAAGUCCCAGAAACUCGCAAAAGUUUAGCGAUCCAUUCAAUCAAUGAAUCUUGUCUGUGCCUUACGAAAUAUGUAUAUUUUGACCCUCUAAUUAUUUCUCUCGUGUGUCUUUUGAGUAACUUGAAUGGUCAUGAGUCGUGCAAAUGCUUUUCUACUUGAGUGUUCCGUCUUGUUGCUUGUAAACUUGAUAUGUCAUGCUGUGUUAAAACCAGCUAUAGCUAACUAUGCUAUAAUUAGAUAUGCUUGACAAACGGUGUCUACUGCAUUGCUCUAACCACCCACCUUCCCUCCAUACCAGCAUUAGUUGCGAUUGUGAACUGCUAGGCCGUCACUCAUGGCUGCGAUUUAGACAAUGAGCUCGACUGAACUAUUUACGAAAAAGUUGAAUAUAAUUUGCGAACCUUUCGGCGCAGCCUUUUUGCAA